Molecule: messenger RNA, 1079 nt
Organism: Ricinus communis (castor bean)
Lineage: Eukaryota; Viridiplantae; Streptophyta; Magnoliopsida; Malpighiales; Euphorbiaceae
Product: FAS1 domain-containing protein SELMODRAFT_448915
Exons: 1
Coding region: 141-878 (245 amino acids)
Source: RefSeq, a predicted model, not a curated record
CUAACCUCUCAUGCCAUAUAAUUAGAACUCCCAAACUAUUCACUUUCCCUUCAAAAGAACCAACACCAAACUCAACCUAAAAACACACAUUUCCAUUCUUCAGGAGAUACUUUCUUUCACCUGCAGUAAGCAUAAAAGCAAUGGCAACUAACUGCAUAACUGCAUCAUCCAUUUACUUUCUUCUCCUUAUAGCUGCUCUGACCUCAGCAACAGACACUUCCAAAAGCCAUGAACUUGAUGUUGCCAUUGAUGAGAUGACAACAGCUAACUAUUUCACCUUUGUCACUCUCAUUAACAUGUCUCCUCUUGAUCAUAGAAUUCAAGGGAAUAUCACUUUCUUGAUGCCCAAUGAUCGGAUCUUGUCGAAAUCAAGAAUCCCCCAGAAAUCUCUCGCUGAUUUUCUACUUCACCACUCUAUACCUUCCCCUUUGCUUUUUGAUCAUCUGCAACAUAUCCCAUCAGGUUCUACGAUUCCAAGCUCUGACCCUGACUACAUGCUUGACAUCACCAACAAGGGGAGAAGGAAUUUCUUUCUCAACGAUGUUAGAAUCAUCAGUCCAAAUAUAUGCACUGCAGGCUCUUCCAUUCGAUGCCAUGGCAUUGAUGGGGUGUUAGCUGCCACUAGGAAGAAAACGUUACCAAGUUGUCCUAAUACUACCACUCCGGUGGUUGUGGCCUUACCACCGGCCACAGCGUUGCCGCCGGCUCCAUCUCCGGUGGGUGACAGUGAUCAGAUGAUUAUGGGUGCUCCACAGCCUGUGCAGCAUGCUGGUCCAAGAAAAUCAUCUGGGUCUUGCAUGUCUGAUGAAAUGCUAUUCAAAUUCUUGGUGAUCAUUACCGUUUCCAUUUCAGUACUGGGUUUCAACACAUUGUUUUGAACAAGGAAAGCUGGUAACUAAUGAAUUGGAUUGGUUAUAUAUAAGUUUUUGAAAAGUAAUUGUAUAAUAGUGAUGAAAUUGUUGGGAUAGUAUUUUCUUGUUAAAACGGGAGGCAUAAUAUAUAUAUAUACUAAGAAUAUCUGUCUGAUGUUGCCAGUUAGAACAGAGGAAAUCCAAUAGAAUCCUGACUGUAUUAAUCUA